AGUUUUUGUUUACUAGUAAACUGUUGUUUGUUUUGGUAAUUUUUAAUUAGUAAACAAUUGGAAAAUUUUAAGAAAAAAAAACUGUGGAAAUGAUAUGGAUAUAGACGAAUUUUUAGCUUUGGAAAAGCGGCGUUUAGCUGAAGAACGUCAAAGACUAUACGAACAAGCUGUGGAACUCAAUUCCGCCAGAACUUCCGAAACAAUACCAACAAGUACUUCCAUGCUAAAGGAAUAUGAAAAUCAACAAAAGCCAAAUGAAGAAAUAACUAUUUUAAAUAAGAAAACAAAAGACUGGAUUAAUAGACAAAACAAUAAUAAUAAAACAAAUAAUGAAGAUGCUAACGAAACUGCAAGUAGUAAUAGGCGGAAAAAGAAAAGUCCGGAUGAUAUGGAGCAAUGGGUUUCGGAUACAUUUUAUUCAUAUUUUCCUGGUUUUAGUAAUGAAUAUCAGAAACGUCAAAAUGAACUGCAAAAAAGACAACGUGAAAAUCAAGAAAAUUUAAUAAAACAUCAGUUAUUAAAUUCUCGUGCAACAAGAAAAAAUAAACAAUUGAAUAUGGAAACUUCCAAUAUAAAUAGUGCCUGUUCUCAUAACUCUUCUUUGACCUCAAAUGGUGCACAUGGUUCUUUACAUGCUGCUGCUAAGACUGAUAUGGAAAUAAUUAAUGUUAAUAAUCCAAAUUAUUUGCCUUCUAAGCAUUCAGGACAAACAGUGAGACCUGAUUCUGCACGCUAUAGGAUGCUGCAGGAUUUAAGACAUACGAAUCUAACCAAUUUAGUAAAUGGUUCGGAAGAUGUUUUAGAAAUUAAUCGUAAACAAGCAGAGCUGGAAUCGGCUCGUAAAAAAGAAUACCAACGAGAACUUAUGCAACAAAUAGAAGAAAAACGUCGUACCAUUAAACAAUUAAGGGAUAAAGAACAUCAACAGGAAGAGGUAUUAACCAGGCGUUUACAAGAACAGCUGAAAACUAUGAAAUUGGAAGAACAAUUAGAAAAGGAAAGAAUUAAGGCAGUAAAGGUACGUUUUGAUGCUGAACAAAAUCGUUUGACAAGAGAACAUCUUUUAGCCAAAUUAGAAAAUGAUUCUCAACUACUUGUAAAUGCUGAUCUUAAUACCUUAACCACUAAGAAGCCCUCUAGCUUAAGCCAGGAAACUAAUAAAGAAAAUAUUUCCCAUAGACAGGAUAACAAUAAUAAGGUGUACAAAUAUUUUAGUAAUUCCGAGAAACAUGAAUACAACUAUCGCAAUAAAUCGUCUUCAUUGCCCUCAGAAAUUGAUUUGGAAUUAGAUCAAACAGAAAUAGCAAAAAUUGAACGUGAAUGUUUUCAUUUAAGUGAAAAGAUUUGUCCCAUGUGUGAUGAACCGCUAAAGGAAUUGGAAAACUUUUGUCUGCGUUGCCAAACCAAAUUAUCAUUUCGCAUAAAGUCCCCCUCUACGGGUAAAACAACAACAAAACAUUUUAUUAACAAAAAUUCCAAAUCGAAAGAAAAUGAAUGUGAUCAAAACUCAGAGCCUCAAGGAACUGAAGCAGAACGCAGUUUUUUUCUGGUAUGUGUAAGAUGUGAACGUUUGUAUUCGUGGUGUAAAAACUGUAGCAGUAAAAGUGAUGUCUGUAGAGCUUGCCAAAAUACUAGAAAUCUUUGUAUGAGUUGUCGUAAGACAUUGUGUUCGUUCUGUUUAGAAGAAGUAGCCUGUGGCAAGGAUACCGAAAGUAUGCACAUUAAUGAUAAAAAUGAAUUAGCUAAAGAUAAAGAAACUGCUGCACAAAUGUCCUUUCACAUUAUGAACGAUAGCAGAGAUUCUGUUAGAAAUGAUAAUAAAAGCUGCAAUAUUCCCUCUUCCUCCUUGUCACAUGAAUAUUCUUCUUUAAAUAAUUUAGAUUAUACCAAUCAUCCACCGUAUUCCAUGAAUAUUGAACAAAAUUCUGUUUUCCAUCCAGAUAAACAAUUUUCAUUAUUUAACCCUACUGAGGAGAAAAAUCUCAAGUCACCUCCUGAAAAUAAUUUAAGUUUUCUUAAUGAUAAGGAACAAUUAUUAAAUGUAACAAAUAGUGAUGAUGAUAAAAACAUAGAAAAACUACGUCGUGUUACCGAUAAACGUCUGUCCCGCUAUUUAAAGAAUUACGGUGAUUUGGCCUAUCAAACGCGUGGCACCCAAACAACACCCACUAGUACUGGUCGUCGGGAUAUUGUUAUACAGGGUGAACAUAGUCUAUCCAUACCUCUAAUGCGUGAAAUGCCUAAAAUGACUCGCAUAGAAGCGGUUAAAUUUAAGGAAAAUUCUAAAGAAUUACAGGAUUUACAGAGACGUUGGGAUAUUCCGGCUGUUCAAAAAUAUACCAUAUCCCCGGUAUCGCCGAAAGUUGUGACACAGGUGGGAGCAAUUAGGAAACAAUUACAAAUAGAUAGACUAUUUUCGGAAGACGCCGAUUCUUAAUUAUUAAUAUUUUACUACAACUACAAUUCAAACUUUUACUUAUAUAUGCAAUAAUAAAAUUAUUGAUAACUUUUUAUAACGCAUU
This is a messenger RNA of Lucilia cuprina (Australian sheep blowfly), 2522 nucleotides long. RefSeq names its product repetitive organellar protein. The transcript has 8 exons. NCBI's taxonomy places the organism in Eukaryota, Metazoa, Arthropoda, Insecta, Diptera, Calliphoridae. The record is from RefSeq and is a predicted model, not a curated record. The coding region runs from base 95 to 2437 and encodes 780 amino acids.